This is a messenger RNA of Camelina sativa (false flax), 180 nucleotides long. RefSeq lists its product as uncharacterized. NCBI's taxonomy places the organism in Eukaryota, Viridiplantae, Streptophyta, Magnoliopsida, Brassicales, Brassicaceae. The record is from RefSeq and is a predicted model, not a curated record.
AUGGGAAAACCUAAGAUUGGUUUUGUGCGUGGUGAUUGUACGAACAUGAGAUUUGUUUCAUGUCGUGUGAUUGGAGAACAUGAGAUUUGUUUUGUGCCGUGUGAUUGGACGAGCCUGAGAUUGGUUUCGUGCCAUGCUAAGCUGAUGAGAUUUCAGUUUAGCGUUGUUGAGAUUAUGUGA